AUGAACAGGUUCACGUCGUACUGGAAACACAUGAGCCGUUUGAGCGAGUCCACAACCCCAAUGAAAGUCAGGCGGCUAAAGAUCUCUAGCAGACGUUUGUCCACUUUUUGCUCGGUUUCGUGUUUCAGCUCGAAUAUACUCUUGAGCUUGACUUUUGUGCGCUGUGUUCCUUCGGUGAAGCUUGUUUCGAUCUUGGACUGUUGCGGGAGGUAUGUGGAGAUUGUUGACUGCGAGAAGUCUGUUCUGACCAGCUUGUGUUCGCUAGGCCGCUUGUACUGGCUCAAAGUCGGCAAUGGACGGGCUUUUUUGGGUGCAGAGCUGACGAUUUCCUGGUUGGUGGCCACUCUUUUGGGGCUCGGCAACAACUGCUGGGUAAGGAACGUUCGCGAAACGUCCACGUUCGACAGUACCUCGGCCAGUUUCGCAGAAAUGUGGUCCACGAUCUCGUCUUCAAACAGAAACCGCACCUCUCGUUUGGUAGGGUGCACGUUUACGUCGACAUUGGUCGAAUCCAGUUCCAGCGACAGAUACACAAACGGCUUAUGGCCCUUGGGCAAGUAG
This is a messenger RNA of Ogataea philodendri, 561 nucleotides long. RefSeq lists its product as uncharacterized. The coding region runs from base 1 to 561 and encodes 186 amino acids. The transcript has a single exon. NCBI's taxonomy places the organism in Eukaryota, Fungi, Ascomycota, Pichiomycetes, Pichiales, Pichiaceae. The record is from RefSeq and is a predicted model, not a curated record.